AUGGGCGACGCCGGCAACCCGAGCUUCGUGCUCCGCGCCAUCAAGGACGUCGCACUCGAACCCAUCGCCAAUCCCGAAAUCAUUGACCCCUACGACGUGAUCGUGCACAUCGGCCAGACCGGAAUCUGCGGCUCUGACGUACACUACUGGCAACGCGGCCGCAUCGGUGACUUCAUCCUCAACUCGCCCAUCGUGCUGGGCCACGAAUCCGCCGGCACCGUGACCGCCACCGGCUCCAAAGUCACCAACGUGCGCGUCGGGGACCGCGUGGCCAUCGAGCCCGGCGUCCCCUGCCGCCACUGCAACUACUGCCGCUCCGGCAGCUACAAUCUGUGUCCCGACACCGUCUUCGCCGCCACGCCGCCGCACAACGGCACGCUGUCCAAACUCUACAAGACGGCCGCCGACUACGUCUACCCGCUCCCCCAACACCUCACCGUCGAAGACGGCGCGCUCUGCGAACCCGUCGCCGUGGCGGUGCAGAUCUGCAAAGUCGGCAACGUGCGCGCGGGCGACAAAGUCGUCGUCUUCGGCUGCGGGCCCAUCGGCCUCCUCGUCCAAUCCGUCUGCAAAGCCUACGCGGCCGCAACCGUCAUCGGCGUCGACGUCAGCCAGGCGCGCCUAGACCUGGCCUCGACGGUCCUCCAAUGCGCCGACGGCGUCUUCCUGCCGCCCAAGCCCGCCACUCCUCCCCAAACUGCCGACGAGGAGUGCGAGUGGUCCGCGCAGGUGGCCCAGCAGAUCAGAGACCGCUUCCCGCAGCUGGGGUCUGAGGGCCCGGACAUCGUCAUCGACGCGACGGGCGCGCAGCCCUGCAUCCAGACGGGCAUGAACCUGUGCAAGAAGGGAGGCGUGUACGUGCAGGCGGGCAUGGGUCGGGAGAACGUCACGGUCCCGUUGACGAACGCGCUGAUACGCGACCUGACGAUCCGUGGCUCGAUCCGGUACACGGCGGGGGUAUACCCGCGGGCGGUGGAGUUGGUGGCAAGUGGUAAGGUGCAGCCGCGGAAGCUGAUCACGCAUCGGUAUAAGUUCGAGGAGGCGGAGGAGGCGUUUGAGACGGUGAGGAGGGGUGGGGAGGGGGUGUUGAAGGUUAUGAUUGAAGGGGUGAGGGAUUGA
Molecule: messenger RNA, 1119 nt
Organism: Cyphellophora europaea CBS 101466
Lineage: Eukaryota; Fungi; Ascomycota; Eurotiomycetes; Chaetothyriales; Cyphellophoraceae
Exons: 1
Coding region: 1-1119 (372 amino acids)
Biological process (GO): D-sorbitol catabolic process
Molecular function (GO): L-iditol 2-dehydrogenase (NAD+) activity; zinc ion binding
Source: RefSeq, a predicted model, not a curated record